AUGGCACAGACUUCACGAGCUGCCUUUCUCACUGCACUGAGAUGCGGAGAAUAUGACAAGGUUGACUGUAUCAUCCGACACCUUCAUGUCAUCACUGGACCCUUUGAUGCAGAGAUCAUUGACGCACUGCCACGCUCUGUCAGGGUCAUUGGCAAUGUUGGCGCUGGCUAUGAUCAAAUCGACGUAGAAGCUUGUACGCGUCGCGGCAUCUACGUGACACAUACGCCUGAUGCUGUACGAGAUGCAACGGCAGAAGCCGCUGUGUUUCUUGUCCUCGGCUGUGUCCGCAAGUUUGGCGCGGGCAGCAACAAACUCUUGCGUAAUGGAUGGCUCGACGGAAUAGCUCCUGGUCGCAGCCUCUGUGCCUUGACUGUCGGUAUUCUGGGUCUUGGAAGUGUUGGGACUGCUAUUAGUGAACGUCUUGCUCCAUUUGGCUGCAAGGUCCAAUAUCACAAUCGAAAGGAAGUGAAUGGGAGCCGUCUAAAGUACAUCCCGACCAUGGAUGCCUUGCUCGCUUCGAGCGACGUUGUCAUUAUCGCAGUCCCGCUCAAUGCACAGACACGCCAUCUCAUCAAUUGCUCAGCUCUGAGCAAGAUGAAGAAAGGGAGCUGGCUCAUCAAUGUUGCUCGAGGUCCAGUAGUGCAUGAAGAAGCCUUGGUGGGUGUCCUUCGGAGUGGCCAUCUUGCUGGAGCUGGGCUGGACGUAUUUGAGCAUGAACCAACUGUGCAUCCGAUGCUAUUACAGCUCGCCAAAGAGCAGGGCAUCACGAAUGAUUGUCAAGUGGUUUUCCUACCGCAUAUGGGCACGCAUACGACAGAUGCCAUCAAGCUCAUGGAAGAGACUGCACUGAAAAACACGCUGAACGUGUACAACGGCCGCAUGACAGUGACAUUGACACCUUUUAGGAAGUGUUAA
This is a messenger RNA of Protomyces lactucae-debilis, 915 nucleotides long. Its product is annotated as D-isomer specific 2-hydroxyacid dehydrogenase. The transcript is spliced from 2 exons. Gene Ontology annotation, cellular component: cytosol. Gene Ontology annotation, molecular function: hydroxypyruvate reductase [NAD(P)H] activity; glyoxylate reductase (NADPH) activity; NAD binding. Lineage: Eukaryota; Fungi; Ascomycota; Taphrinomycetes; Taphrinales; Protomycetaceae. The coding region runs from base 1 to 915 and encodes 304 amino acids. The record is from RefSeq and is a predicted model, not a curated record.